AAUACUCAGCUAGACAUAUUGCUCAUGUAAAAUGUAUCCGACGAAUGGAGUUAUUAAACUAACACAUAACCGAGCUAGCACUAGUAGGAGUCCUAGUCUGGGACUGUUAGCUAGACAAUCAACAGCUAGCUUAACUAGCUAGCUCUAACAUCGUUAGCACAAACAGAACUGUACAGUACUUUUUUACUUCAUUCUAGGUAGGUGGUUUCAGAAAACAAAUAUGUCUCCGAACAUAUCAAUGUUGUUUGUGUUGAUAUGGGUCAUAUACUUUCAGUAGAUUUACCUGCUCAAAAGUGUGUAUUCUACUAGUUAGGACAGUUGUGUAGUCCUGUCCCAUUGUUGUGACACUCGUUGACAAGCUAUUACUGUGUGUCUGUGAUACAUUUUCGCACCCAGAAUUAUGCAACAUCCUCCUCGAUAAAAGACAAAUGUUAGUAAACGUCAUUUUGAGAAUCAUCAUGCAUCACGUAAAGGUCAAGACCGAAAAGCCAGAUGUAGAGGGGACUGGUGCUCGCGGCAGACUGGAUGCAGUUCUACAGGGACUGGUAGAGAAGAGUGACAGUGAAAAGGAACAAAAUGAAGAUGAUUCCGGAAAGAUAGCGUCAGACUCAUUAAACAAGGAUUUGUCUCCAUCCUCUGCUGGAAAGCGGCAGGCAUCCAAGUUCCCACAACACAGAAGGAAGAAACGGAAGGAGAUGGAUGAUGGUUUAUCAGAGACUAACCAACACAAGCAAAGUAAACCAGAUGCGUACAUUAUCAAGCUGUUCGAUCGCAGCGUGGACUUGGCCCAGUUCAGCACCAGUAGCCCCCUAUAUCCUAUAUGCCGUGCCUGGAUGAGAAACAACCCUGCCGUGAGAGAGAGAGCUGCUUCUCCCCCCCACAGCAUGGGAGAGGACGAGGUUACAGACAUGCUGAAUGGUAAGGGUCAGAAUGUUUACCGCCUCCCUCCUCCUACCUCCUGUCCAAUCAGCCCCUCUGGAGACCCUGUGAAUCUGCGGAUUCCGCCCACAGAAAAGCCCACCACCACCACCACCAAGCCAAUAGAUGCAGCCCCUGUGUCUGGUCCUCUCAUAUAUAACCACAUGGAGCGCUGGAAAAGAAUCAGGCAAAAAUGGAAAGAAUCCUCCAAUAAAAACCAGUUGAGAUACAGUGAAAGCAUCCGGAUCCUUAAGGAGAUGAAGGAGAUGUAUGACCGUUGAGGGCAUCUUGAACCAGCCUACAGAAGAAGCCCAUAAGAGAGCUGGAAAAUAAGACGGGGAGGAGCCAUGUAAUGAUAAUCUAUCCUAUCAUCCUUGGGCACAAUAGAGUUACUGUGUAAACACAUGCUGGACUUGAGAUUUCGCAACAUGCCAGAGCUGUAGGGUGCCCUUGUUCUUACUGUGUCACCUCAAGAAAGGAUUCAAAGACAUUCACCCACUUUUAGUUCUCUGCAAUACAUGCGUAUUCAAACAAGGGAGGAUGUAUUUGAGAUAAAUCAAAUUGGCCAAUCGUUUUCUAGCUGUAUCUGGUAUGAUGAAUCCAGUAUAUGAUGGUAUUUUGGUGCAUUGCAGUGUUGUGGUGCAUUGUUAUUUUUGAUAGCUAAAUGCAGUUUCUUUGCUACAAAUGUAGAACUUGAAUGUAAAAAAGUAUUUUGUCACUCUUGUCUAUGACAAGGAUUACCUAAAUAUGUAAAUGAUACAUUUAUAUAUGUGAAUAUUUAAAUUGUAGCUAAUUUCAUUAAUCAUACAUGUAAUCAAUUUCUAUGAAUUUACUAUUGUAAUUUGGAUUUAAUGGGAUUAAACUGAAUCUUAUCAAAGUGAUAACUUGGCCAAAUUUUUUAAUAAAUCUUUUGAAUUUCA
Osmerus eperlanus (European smelt) is the source of this 1838-nucleotide messenger RNA. It is a transcript of the gene lin37, whose product is annotated as lin-37 DREAM MuvB core complex component. Lineage: Eukaryota; Metazoa; Chordata; Actinopteri; Osmeriformes; Osmeridae. Gene Ontology annotation, biological process: negative regulation of transcription by RNA polymerase II. The record is from RefSeq and is a predicted model, not a curated record. Bases 429 to 1199 code for a protein of 256 amino acids. The transcript is spliced from 10 exons. Gene Ontology annotation, cellular component: transcription repressor complex; Myb complex.